This is a messenger RNA of Plectropomus leopardus (leopard coralgrouper), 2523 nucleotides long. It is a transcript of the gene hars, whose product is annotated as histidyl-tRNA synthetase. Gene Ontology annotation, cellular component: mitochondrion; cytosol; cytoplasm. NCBI's taxonomy places the organism in Eukaryota, Metazoa, Chordata, Actinopteri, Perciformes, Serranidae. Gene Ontology annotation, molecular function: histidine-tRNA ligase activity; ATP binding; identical protein binding. The record is from RefSeq and is a predicted model, not a curated record. Gene Ontology annotation, biological process: histidyl-tRNA aminoacylation; mitochondrial translation.
UGGCAGACAAGGCACAGAUACAAGAGGCUAUUAAAGUCCAAGGUGAAGUCGUUCGGAAGUUAAAGUCAGAGAAGGCGAGCAAAGAGCAGUGCUAGGGUUGCUUACCACUUUUCUCCUGUUCUUCCUGCCUGACGGUCCCUUGAUGCCUCACCCUUCAUCAUCACCAUCAUCUACCUCACCGUCUCUGGCGAAUCCAACCCCCCUUGACAUCACUGCUAAACUCACUUCCUCGUUGGACUUCUACUGACCACUGUGAUUGGCUGCUGUGGCUGGCCCUGUGCAAUACCAAUGGACGUUGCUGUACCCAUGAUGCACUCCUGAACUUUUGCCUGUCCAAUUUCUGGAUUUUUUUUUUUGUUAUUUUGUCCCUGCUUUUUGAUGAACAUGCUGGGCAUGUUUUGUAUUCGUGCCUGCUCUGGUCUGGUGGGCUUUCGGACUGCCACACGCGUCCGAUCUCUGCAUUCUCACACUGGGAUCACUGUGGCUCAGAUUGAUGAGGAGGUUGCCAAACUGUUGGAGCUGAAGGCUCAGAUAGGAGGAGAUGAUGGCAAACAUCAGUUUGUUCUUAAGACGGCAAAGGGAACGAGGGACUACAACCCCAAGCAGAUGGCCAUCAGAGAGAAAGUUUUCAACACCAUCAUUGGCUGCUUCAAACGCCACGGAGCAGAAACCAUCGACACACCUGUUUUUGAACUGAAGGAAACACUGACAGGGAAGUACGGAGAAGACUCCAAGCUCAUCUAUGACCUCAAAGACCAGGGAGGAGAGCUGCUGUCCCUCAGAUAUGACCUCACUGUGCCGUUUGCUCGUUACCUGGCCAUGAACAAGAUAACCAACAUCAAGCGGUACCACAUCGCCAAGGUGUACCGCCGCGAUAACCCAGCCAUGACCCGCGGACGCUACCGAGAGUUUUACCAAUGUGAUUUUGACAUAGCGGGGCAGUAUGACGGCAUGAUUCCAGACGCCGAAUGUCUGAAGAUUGUCCAUGAAAUCCUCAGUGAGCUGGACCUUGGAGACUUCCGUAUCAAGGUCAAUGACAGACGCAUCCUCGACGGGAUGUUUGCUGUGUGUGGCGUUCCAGAUGACAAGUUCCGCACCAUCUGCUCAACAGUGGAUAAACUGGACAAGAUGCCCUGGGAGGAAGUGAAGAAGGAGAUGGUGAAUGAGAAGGGCUUGUCCGAGGAGGCCGCAGACCAGAUCGGGGAGUACGUCAGUUUACAGGGUGGAAUGGAUUUAGCAGAGCGCCUCCUUCAAGACCCCAAAAUGUCUCAGAGUAAGCAGGCCUGUGCUGGCCUGUCAGAUAUUAAGCUGCUCUUCACCUACCUGCAGCUCUUCCAGGUCACAGACAAGGUGGUGUUUGACCUGAGUCUGGCACGAGGUCUGGACUAUUACACAGGAAUCAUUUAUGAGGCGGUGCUGACUCAGGCAGGUGUGGUCCCGGUGCCCAAUGACGCCCAAAAUGGGGCCCCUGCAGAGGAGAGCGUCAGUGUGGGCAGCGUGGCCGGCGGCGGUCGAUAUGACGGCCUGGUGGGCAUGUUUGACCCCAAGGGUAGGAAAGUGCCAUGCGUGGGCGUCAGCAUCGGCAUCGAGAGGAUCUUCUCCAUCAUGGAGCAGAAGGCCGAGGCAGAGAAGGUUCGGACCACAGAGGUUCAGAUCAUGGUGGCGUCUGCUCAGAAGAACCUGCUGGAGGAGAGACUCAAACUCGUCACCGAGCUCUGGAACGCUGGCAUUAAGGCAGAGGUGAUGUACAAGAAGAACCCCAAACUGCUGAGUCAGCUGCAGCACUGCGAGGACUCCGGGAUCCCCCUGGUGGCCAUACUGGGAGAACAGGAGCUGAAAGAUGGAGUGGUCAAACUGCGCAUCGUCGCCACUAGAGAGGAGGUUGAUGUCUCCAGAGCAGACCUUAUAGAAGAGAUCAGGAGGAGGACUGCUGAAGUUUAGCCAUCUUCUGUGUUCAGCUCCACCUCCACUCACACCACAUGACCGCUUCAAACACCCUGCAGAAUCUUGGACAGAAUAUCUCGUGGUCUCCAUGUCACACGCUGCAUCAGAGCACGUCGCCAAAAAAGCAACGAUGCUAACUGGAGUGUGUUGAACACGAAAGGGAACACGUCGUGAGAGAAAAGAAUCCACAUCAAGUUACAGUUGACAUGCUUGGGAUUCUGUCUGACAGACAUGCACUUGCUCUCAGUGUCAACGUUGUAUGAUGGUGUGCUCUGAGGAACAAAUCAUUGAUGUUAACUAUUUAAGUCUAAGAAGUUUUAAACUUCCAAUUCACCAUAAGGCUGCCAGAGAUCUGAUUGGCUCUCAAGUUUAACUUUGGUUUUUGUCAAUAUGGACUUAAUUUUCUCAUGUUCUCAUGUCUAAGUGACUAAUGGAAGGAAACAAUUUUGAAAGUGAUUCAAUCCCAAAACAGGGAUUUUUUUGCCACUGACAGGCUCAGAUUGUUAUUCCAAGAGUCUGACAACACUAUUAAAAUGAUCCCACAGGAGUUAGACCUUUUCGUUAAAGAGUAAAAUCUUC